Messenger RNA from Puntigrus tetrazona (Sumatra barb), 8475 nucleotides. It is a transcript of the gene vwa8, whose product is annotated as von Willebrand factor A domain containing 8. Lineage: Eukaryota; Metazoa; Chordata; Actinopteri; Cypriniformes; Cyprinidae. The record is from RefSeq and is a predicted model, not a curated record. The transcript has 45 exons. Gene Ontology annotation, molecular function: ATP binding; ATP hydrolysis activity. Gene Ontology annotation, cellular component: cytoplasm. The coding region runs from base 144 to 5834 and encodes 1896 amino acids.
UGUCCGUUGCCUAAAUGCUUCCGUCUAGAAGCUGCCCGCUGCUGGUGUGAACACUUAUGACGCGAGCGUGAUGAAAUAACAGUGGACAUAUCGUGGUGUGAGCGGCAUGUUUGUGAUUUAACAGCACUUUUCAAAGGUUCAGGAUGUAUUCGCGCAUUUUAUUCAAAGGCACAGCAGCAGCUGUUGCUGCCAGAAGGAUUCGCUACAUACUGGGACCCGUGAUGUCAAAAGAAGGUUGGAAGUGCAGCGCACAUGAGGUCAAACUCCUCAACACCUCGUCAGGCGACACUGUGAAGAUAGGCGAGAUCUCAUAUGUGCUCAAGUCUCCCAGAAAUCCAGAACUUGUGCCAGUAAAUCAUAUGAUUGGGGCUUUGCCACAAAUGAUCACCCAACACCUUCGCUGGAUAAUGCAGAAGGAUCUUCUCGGACAGGACGUUUUUCUCAUUGGUCCUCCUGGUCCUCUGCGGCGUUCGAUUGCCAUGCAGUACCUGGAAUUAACAAAGCGAGAGGUGGAAUAUGUCGCCCUGUCCAGAGAUACCACUGAGACGGAUCUCAAACAGCGCAGAGAGAUCCGCUCGGGAACUGCCUUUUACAUAGACCAGUGUGCCGUCCGAGCUGCGACCGAGGGCCGGAUUCUGGUGUUGGAGGGGCUGGAGAAGGCCGAGAGGAAUGUGUUGCCAGUUCUCAAUAACCUGCUGGAGAAUCGAGAGAUGCAGCUGGAAGAUGGACGCUUUCUUAUGUCAGCACAGCGCUACGACAAACUCCUGGAGGAGCACACUAAAGAUGAGCUGGAUGCGUGGAAAAUCGUUCGAGUGAGUGAGGAUUUUCGAGUCAUUGCUCUCGGCCUGCCUGUUCCCCGAUACAAAGGAAACCCGCUGGAUCCACCUCUCCGCUCCCGCUUCCAGGCCAGAGACAUCUACUACCUUCCCUUCAAGGACCAGCUGGAGCAUCUAUACACGAUUGGACCAAAUGUGCCUCCUGAAAGGGUGUCCCAGCUCUUGUCUUUCGCCACUACGCUUUGUUCUCAAGAGUCUGCCAGCUUAAGUCUGCCUGAUUUCCCUAUGGACAAUCUUCCAUCUGCCCUCGCCGUCCUAAACCUGUUCCCCAUGCUGUCGGCGCAGCAGCUGAUCCAGAGGCUUUACCCGUACGAGGUCAUGCUGGGAAAGGAAGGCCGUACGGCUGUAGAGGGGGUGCUCAGAAGGUUCGAGCUGACCGACGGGAGCACAAAGCCCUCUCCGACCGCGGUGCUGAGCGUCGAGUCUGCGAGCGGAGAUCAGGCAGAACAAGCAGCGGUCACCCUCAGCACAGCCCACCAGAACAUCACCUUUCAGGUUCCUUCAGGGACGCGGCCCAGUCGCCCACCCAACAGCAGUCCCUCCUUCAUCGGCACCCCCACCCACGACCGCCUGCUGGCCCAGAUGAUGCAGUCCCACCUCGUCAAAGACAUUUGUCUGAUCGGAGCCAAGGGUUGUGGCAAAUCCGUGAUUGCAAGAGAAUUCGCUGACAUGCUGGGCUACAGCAUUGAACCAAUUAUGCUUUAUCAGGAUAUGACUGCGCGGGACCUCCUCCAGCAGAGGUACACCCUGCCCAAUGGAGACACUGCCUGGAGGGCCUCCCCGCUGGUCACUGCUGCUCAGGAGGGCAAGCUGGUGCUGCUGGACGGCAUCCACCGCGUCAACCUGGGCACUCUGGCUGUGCUUUCCAGGUUGCUGCAUGACCGUGAACUGGCUCUGUAUGACGGCACUCGACUGCUGAGGUGGGACCGUUACCAGACCCUAAAAGACGAGCUACAGCUCACCGACCAGGAGCUGCACGACAGAUCCAUCUUCCCCAUCCACCCGUCCUUCCGGAUCAUCGCUCUGGCGGAGCCUCCUCAGGUCGGGAGCAGCACGCAGCAGUGGCUCGGCCCGGAGAUCCUCACCAUGUUCCUCUUUCACGCGGUCAAACCACUGGCCAAGGCCGAGGAGACGGCGGUCAUCCAGGGCAUGAUCCCGAACGUUCCCGUGGAAGCAGUGGAGCAGCUGCAGCACCUGACUCACAGUCUGAGAAAAUCCAACGAUCCUACGGCCCUGUCCCUCGCUUCUUCACUGUCCACCAGGCAGCUGCUGAGAAUCUGUCGGCGUCUUUCUCAGUAUCCACAGGAGAGUGUUGCUCAUGCCGUGAACAAAGCCUGUCUGUCCAGGUUUCUGCCCAGCCUGGCUCGCUCGGCUCUCCAGAAGAGCCUGGUGAACUGCUCAAUAGAGGAUCAACCUGACCCAGCGUCAGAACAGAGCCAUCUCUACACCUGCACAGUAAAAGAUGGACUUCUGACCAUAGGCAACGUCUCGGCUCCUGUGUACAGCCCUGAUGAGAAGAUGAAGGUCCCGGAUGUGCUCUUUUAUGAGAACGUUCAGCACAUGAUGGUGAUGCAGGACAUGCUGAAGGACUUCCUGUUGGGGGAACACCUGCUUCUUGUGGGCAACCAGGGCGUUGGGAAAAACAAGAUUGUUGAUCGAUUCUUGCAUCUGAUGAACAGACCAAGAGAAUAUCUUCAGCUUCACAGAGACACUACAGUCCAGACUUUAACACUGCAGCCCUCUGUGAGAGACGGCAUCAUCAUCUAUGAAGACUCUCCAUUGGUUAAAGCUGUGAAGAUGGGACAUAUCCUGGUAAUAGAUGAAGCUGAUAAAGCUCCCACAAAUGUCACCUGUAUCCUGAAGACACUGGUGGAGAGUGGAGAGAUGAUCCUGGCAGAUGGAAGAAGAAUAGUCUCAGAUCCACUGGAAGCAGCCGGAAGACCUAAUGCCAUACCCAUGCAUCCAGACUUCCGUAUGAUUGUUUUAGCAAACCGACCUGGCUUUCCGUUUUUGGGAAAUGACUUCUUUGGAGCUCUUGGGGACAUAUUUAGCUGCCAUGCAGUGGACAACCCCAAACCUCAGGCUGAGUUUGCCAUGCUGAAGCAAUAUGGGCCUGACGUUCCUGAUGCAAUCCUCCAGAAACUGGUGGCUUCAUUUGGAGAGCUCCGGGCCAUGGCUGACCAGGGUACAAUCACCUACCCCUACUCUACACGAGAAGUGGUCAACAUUGUAAAACACCUGCAGAAAUUUCCAGACGAGGGCCUGGCCAACGUGGUGAGGAAUGUGUUUGACUUUGACUCGUAUAACAAGGACAUGCGUGAGGUGCUGAUCACAGCUCUGCACAAGCACGGCAUUCCCAUCGGAGCCAAACCCAGCAGCGUGCACCUGGCCAAGGAGUUACCAUUGCCAGACUGUAAGAUGGCGGGUUACUGGACCACCGGUCAGGGUGGAAGUACACGACGAAAGCUGCUAUGUCCGACAGAGUCCCAUCGGAUCGAUAUCAAGGGCCCAGUGUUUCUGCGGGUUCAGAGUUAUCCUUCUGAGAGGCACGAGUCCAGAUCUAUGAGCUUCACCGAGGAACAGGCUCACUGGCAAAUCCCCAUGAACGAGGUCAACAUCGUCUGCGACGUCGCCACUGCUAACGAUUCCAUUUAUGUGGCCACAUGUAACCCUGUAUCGCUGUAUGCUAUGAAGGAGAAAGGAGACUCUGUCCAGUGCAUUGAGCUCUAUGACAUCUUCCCCCGGACCAUCAGUGGAGUCUGGCAGCCUUUUGUCUCUGUGGCGGCACUGGGCAACCCGCUGCAGGACCAGGUGGUGCUCCAUGAAGAACAGGGCAACACAGUGCUGCAUCUGGACCUGGUGACCGGUGCUGUGAGGAGACUGGUCCUGUCUCAGGACAAACAGGAGGAACCGUCACGCAAGACCUCAAACUGGUGGAGCAACAAAGAGAGUCAGCCAGCAUACAAAAUGUGCAAGGAGUUUGCCCACAAGAACUGGCUUCUGUUCUACAAAGAAAAUGGGAGUCAGCUGGAUGUCGUUGAUGUGCUGGAAGGUCAGGUCCACACCAUCUCCCUCCCCAUCAGUCUCAAAGCUGUGUUCCUGGUGGCUGAAGACCGCUGGCUUCUUGUUGAGAGCAAGACUGACAGGAAGUUCCUGUUGACGAAGCCCAUGCACAUGGGUGCAGAGGACACGGGAGUGUGUCAGCUUCACGCCAUCAGUGAAGACGCUGUUAACGCUGGCUUUGGCACCAGCUCAGGGAUGGAGGCCACAGCUCCUCAGGAGGUGUCCAGCGAGCAGCUGCCCAAUGAGAGCCUCAGCACUGCCCUCGGCCAGAAGAUCGUCUCUCCCAACCGCAUCCUCUGUGACACCAACACCUACGCCAAUGUUAUCGUGGGCUUCCCAGAGCUCAUGACCCCUAAUGAAGUGUACAGCUUUACGAGAUCUUCGCCCAUAACAGAGGGUCGGGGGCCUGAUAUGUUUUUUGGGACAAGUAAGCGUACCGGGCCAGCAAAGAGGGUCAACUGUGUGUGUCUGCUAAGUGCUAAUCAGGUGGUCCGAGCUCUGCCCCCUUCCCAAGUCCCACUGACUGAGAUCUACCCAAAAGAUGUCACGCCACCCAUGGCCGCUGCUUACCUGGAAGUGACCGACCUGAACUCAAAGAAGCUCAAAUACAUACCAGUCCCGAGGAGCAGCUCCAUGUCUCCAUACACCGCGUGGAUCUCGAAGGUCUCAGACACAGAUGUAGUGAUGGGUCCUCUGAGCUCUGGUGGAGUGGUGACUGUGGACAUGGGAGGCUACGUCAGACUGUGGGAAACGGGCCUGGACAGCCUGCAGCGCUCUCUGCUGGAGUGGAGGAACAUGAUCGGAGCAGAGGAUGGCAGGCCAGUCCAGAUCACCGUUCAGAGAGACAGUGGCCAAGAUGUCAGCUCCCCCAAACAUGGCAAGAUUGACCCCAGAAAUGCCCCUCAUGUAGGGGGGAACCAGUGGGCCGGAGGCACAGGCGGCAGAGAUACAGCGGGUCUUGGAGGGAAAGGAGGCCCCUAUCGUCUGGACGCCGGACACAAAGUUUACCAGAUCUCUCAGGCUGAGAAAGACGCCGUGCCUGAUGAGGUGAAGAGAGCAGCGCGGGAGAUGGCAGAGAAGGCUUUUAAGCAGAGGCUGAAGGAAAUUGAGAUGAGUGAGUAUGACGCCAGCACGUACGAGCGUUUCUCAGGAGCGGUCAGGCGACAGGUCCAGUCGCUCCGCAUCAUUCUGGACAGUCUGCAGGCUAAAGGGAAGGAGAGGCAGUGGCUGAGGAAUCAGGCUCUUGGUGAGCUAGACGAUGCUAAGAUCAUUGACGGCCUGACAGGAGAGAAAGCCAUUUAUAAACGCAGAGGAGAGUUGGAGCCAGAGUUGGGGUCUCCUCAGCAGAAGCCAAAGCGUUUGCGUCUGCUAGCGGACGUCUCUGGCAGCAUGUAUCGCUUUAACGGCGUGGACGGCCGCCUGGAGCGCUCCAUGGAGGCUGUGUGUAUGGUGAUGGAGGCUCUAGAGGGCUACGAGCACAAGUUUAAGUAUGAUAUUAUGGGGCACUCCGGAGACGGGUUUGACAUAGAACUGGUCAAAUGUGACAAAGUGCCCAAGAACAACAAGGAGAGGCUGAAGGUUUUGAAGACCAUGCAUGCCCACUCUCAGUUCUGCAUGAGCGGAGACUACACGCUGGAGGGCACCGAGCACGCCGUCAAUGAGCUGUCCCGAGAAGAAGCCGACGAGCAUUUCGUCAUCGUGCUGAGCGACGCCAACCUGGAGCGCUACGGUAUCAGCCCGGACCGGUUCGCGCGCACCCUCACCAGUAACCCGCAGGUCAAUGCCUUCGCCGUCUUCAUCGGGUCCCUAGGAGAUCAGGCGGACAGGCUCCAGAAGACUCUGCCGGCCGGCCGAUCUUUUGUCGCCAUGGACACCAAGGAGAUCCCCCAAAUCCUUCAGCAGAUUUUCACAUCCACCAUGCUGUCCAGUGCAUGAGAGAACUCAAGUCGGGGCGAAUCGCACUGAAAAUGACAUGUCACCAUUGACGUGAUCUCAACAGGUCGGAUCUCGUGAUGAAAGUCCCCUGAAAGGUUACAUUUCAGUAGAAAAUCGCAAGAGAAUCAUACUUUUAAUUAUACUGAGCAUCUUUUCUCCCUGAAGUUGCAUUACCAUUCAUUGUUUUAAUGUAAUGUAAUGAUAUAUAUGUUAAUGUUAUAAAAUUGGGAAUAAAUGCAAUUACAAAAAGCUCAUAAGAAAAAUGUCCAUGAAAAUAGUAAAAAUUAAAAAGUAAAAUAUAACUGAUAUUUAUGUUCAAUGUAUAUUUUUAAUACAAUAAAAAGUUCAGAAUUACAGUAAUAAAAAUCCCCAUUUAGAAUAAAUAGAAUUUCAAGUUCGUAAGUAAAACAUCAUUGGUUUUUUUAUGUAUUUUAAUAUACGUUUAAUACAAUAAAAAAAGUAAAAUUUCCAUAAGAGUGAAAAUACAACUGACAUCCAUGUAUGUUCGUAAAAAAACUAUGUAUGCUCAUUUAUAAUUAAAUAUUUUUAAGAAAAUAAAAAGUUCUAAUGACAAUUGAGAAUAAACAGAAUUACAAAAAAAGCAUAAAAGUAAUUAAAAAGCAUUAUGUUGGUGAGAGUUAAGGGGAAUAUGCUUAUUUGCCAUUACAAAUAAUAAAUAUAAUUUUUUGAUGACCUGGACAUGUCAAAAAUAAAACAGAGACCUGUCUUCCCUCCAUACAAUCUGUUUCAAGGGGCACGGUUUUGAGUAUCAACUACAUACAAAUCCAUAGGAAUUAUGUGACUAAACCGUAUGAGUCUAGAAUAUUUGCACAAGUACAGUAGUGUUAUGGAAAUUAUUACUAGAUGAUAUUUUAAUUUUGACAGUUGUUGUUUUAACAUAUUCUGUGAGCUAUUAACAAUCACACAUAUGCCUAAAUGUUGAUCUAUGCCAAGUUAAGGCAUGUUUUGUCUUAUAAUUGCAUUGAUUUGACUGUGCAUCUAAUAGUGCUGAGGGAUGUAACCAAAUAUAUAUUGAUGCAUUUUUACUAUAUUCAGCAUAUCUCAAAAUGCACUGUAUGUAUAUUUGCUUUGCAGCUGUUUAAAUUGCCAACAGAUUGAAAAUAUUUAACAUUCAAACUCAAUUUGAACCCAAGGUAAAUACAUUAAUGCGAUAUUCAAAUGACUUGAUGACAAUUCUUAUUAUAUGCUACAAAAUAAUAUUGUAAAAUAUGUACAAAUUAUUAUUCGCAACGGAGUUUCUUGAUUUUAUAUACCACUAACGCAUCCUUGGGAAUAUCGUCAGUAUCAAAUACAUAUUUAUUUCCCAGCUCCAGUGGUUUAGAGUGUAUUAUUAGACCGUGAGGCGUGUCUGAGUGUAACCUGUUUUAGUUUUCAAGAGCCCUGUGUUGUGUAAGAGUUGGCACUCUUUCGUCAAGUUUGUUGGGAUUUUCCCAGUGUCCUCUAAACACAUCAUUGUAAAGUGCACACAUCCUGUAGCUUACGGAGCCAGAGGAGAAACGAGAGACAGAGUCAGCCGCACACCGCUGCCGCCCCAUCACCCAAGACUUCCUCGUAAAUCUCUUCCGUCCCGAGAAACCAGAACCUCAAGUGCAAUUCCACACCGCGUUCCUCAGCCGUCCCGUUACGCACUCAUCGCUCUUUAACCAAAUGAGCGCAAAUGAAAACGCAUUUGAGAUCUCUGACAGUUCUGACACCGGGCUCGGCUGACGGGGAGCUGUGCGAACGUCGAAAGGAAAAACAGAAAGAACAGCACGCAAAGAUGACAAAAGUACAGCCUUCUGUGCAUCCUGUGUUUUUCCUGGACUUCCUGUCCUGACCUUUGCUCUGUUAGCGGCGUCCAGUGAGGAAUGUCGUCCACCUGACUGCAUGCGCUUCUUCGCAACUCCUCCGAGAUGCUUGAUUUUCAAGUGCUCCAUCUAUGUCAACAGUUUUGUUUCCCUUCCUGUCCGCUGGACCCGCUGACGCCCGGCCUGCCACCCUGCCCCUCACACUGAGCCGAGGAAUCCGGCUCCUGGCUCCUGGCUCCAGUUACGCCACACUCCCCGAGAUGUUGCCGAGGAGAAAGUGCGACUGUAAUUUAUAGAAUCUGGCCGGGGUGGCGAGUUGAACUUUGGAAAGCCAGCAGGUAGCAGGAAUAUUCUACUGCCUGCUAAAAGUCCAAGCAUGCUUCAGUUUUGAUGUGGACCCUUAAAGGGAUAGUUCACCCGAAAAUGAAAAUUCCAUUAAUUCCUCACCCUCAUGUCGUUGCAAACCCGUAAGACCUUCGUUCAUCUUAAGAACACAAAUAAAGAUAUCUGCUUUCUGUCCAUAGACAACAACACGACUGACACUCUUAGCACCCAGAAAGGUAGCAAAGACAUCAUUAAAAUAGUCCAUGUGACGUCAAAGACUGACACAAAAGAGAGGAAUUGUUGAAUAAAGUUUUUUUUUGUGCACAUAAAGUAGUAACAUUAUAAUUACGUCACAUGGACUAUUUUUACAAUGUCCUUACUAUCUUUCUAGGCCUUAAAUGUGCGCGGCAGUCUACAAAAUAAUGAAAUUUAUCCAAAUUACACUUCUGAUGGCAAUUCAAAAUUGACUAUUUCACUCCUUAUUUUCGUGCUGUGACAUCUCACAUACU